AAACUUGCAGUUCUCCUGCCUCAGUUUCCCAGAGUGCUAGGAUUACAGUCAUGUGGGCAUCUUUCAAGAGGUCCUGGCGUCCGUCUUCCUACCCAGUUAGUUCCCUGGCCUUCCACAGAGAGGCAAUCCAAGCUCUCACUGUCAGCCCUGCUGCUUGUUUUGGAGUUUUACCAAGAAGAGGCUGGACAGCUGGCUGACUGGUAGGCUGAACAAGUCAGGAACACCCCUGACCUCUCUUCCGACCAACUAGCUCUGGUAAGUGGGCAGGCCUUGCAUCUGGAGAGCUGCAGCCACAUCUGGAUGCUUACUGCAGAAUCAGUUUAACAGUCUCUGAGGCUUAGGCCCCCAGCCUGGAUGGGAGCUGCUGGCCAGACCCUGGCUCCCCAUAGCAACAAUGAACACGACCAACACUUCUACCCCGUACUACAGCUAUGAAUACUACCUAGACUACCUAGACUUCCUUCCCGUGGAUGAAAAGAAGCUGAAAGUUCACAAACAUUCCAUUGCGAUUGCCUUUUGGGUGAGCCUGGCUGCUUUUGUGAUGCUCCUCUUCCUCAUCCUGCUCUGCAUGUCGCGGUCAGGAGCCUCACAUGUGAGUGCCUUCCGAGAUGGCCUUGACCGUUCCCACAGGUCUCCGGGCCCUGGCCUUCCUCUUGGGAGUGUGCGCAUGCUCCAGUGUGUCAGUGUUUGCGUGCAUGUAGGGGGCGGUGACGGGAAGCACCGCAGGGAGGAGCGCCCUGUGACGCUGCCUUCUCUCCAGGCCCAGCCCCCAGCGCCCAGGGAGCCCGCGGAGCCCCGGCCUCGGCCUCCCCCUCUGCUUCCGCAGGGCCUCCAAGCGGACCGUGGAGGAGCCGGCGAGCGGCCCUGGCGGGGACCCGCGGCCCUAGCAGGUGCCCCCCAACCUCGCAGCCCCGCCGUUCUCUGGGGACAGCCCGAGCGGUCCUCAGCUGCCGUCAGGAACCAGCUCUCCGGAGCCAGAAGCCGCCCCCACCCUCGGAGAACCGGUGACAGCGGCCGGCAGUGGCUGUCCAGGGAGGUGCGGAGGCCCCGCUGCCCGGCUCGCUCCGCCCGCUCCGCCCGCCCUGCCUGUCCGCCGUGGGACGGCGGGAAGUAAAGCGCCUUCCUAUGCGAAUGAGAGGGAGCGCUGUGCAAACGCCGGCGGCGCCGCCCCCACGGGGAAGCCCCAGCACCCGCGCCCGGCAGGUCACACACCUGCGCCUCAGCACAGCCGGAACCGGAUCCCGAGCGAUGCAGUCACCCGGCGGCCAGGCAGUGAGCGGGCCUGCAGCGCCGUUGUGGUCGGGAAAAGCUCCGGAGGCCGCCUGGCCACAUCUCAUGUGAGCUGGAUGCCACUCUGACUGCAGAGCUGAGCCCUGAAGGCGCUCAUCCUCCGGAAAGUGAGGUCCAGCCUGUUGGCGGAGGGACAGCAACACGCCAGCGCAGCUCCCUUCUGUGCAGUGGCAGAGAGUGGGAGACAACUCCAGUGACCCCCUCCCCCACUUGAAUGCAAAACUCUGCACCUCUGAUUAUUUGGACACUUCUUUGCUUAUAGGGAUAUAUAGAGCUGGCUAUGGUAUUUCCUUCUCUUCAAAUUGGCUCUAAGCAUUGCAAAUUAGGCGAGGUACUGGUGUGUAAUCUUUAAAGCCCACAGACCGUAUCCUGUUCCCCCACAUAGUGUUCUCCAAAAAGGAUGUGAGCACCAGCGGGAAGUUAAGAUAAUAGCUCCCGGAAUGUCAACUGGGUGUGAGCCACAAGGUAAAGAGGCGAUGACUCCCCAGGGCACAAAAAUUUACAUACCAAACAGAGGCAACAGUCUCCCAACAACUGUUGCUACCUUACCAACUGUGCAAAUCGACCCUUCUGCAGAUCUUUCUCUGCAUUUUGCAGAGAUGCUUUUCUCCCCACCUGGCUAGCCAGCUCAAAUUACGCCAUCCUCACUGUCACUCAUCCCUGAACCACCCCUCUUGUUCACAAGAUAAUAAAUUCUGGGAGAGGCCUAGGGUCAGGGCCUUUGUCCAGGCAUCCCCACAGGGAGUGGAUUUAGGACCCUUUGGCUGCCCUUAACUUGGAAGGUGUCUUGGUGUCUUUUACUUUGGAGGCGGUAGAUUGGAAUUAACUUGCUGAGAUUCCAAUAACCUCUCAAUGGGAUUACAAAUAAAACUUUCAAUUGUGAGGAAAACUGGAAAAGGGAUUACAAUACUUGGAUAACUGUACUCAGUAUUUAGGAUUACAAUGGCAGAGGACUAGCAUGUAGCCAACACACCUUCCACAGACUCUCUGGUCUCCAGGUUCCCCAUGAUAAACGUCAGGUGAGUCACUGUCACACUGUGUUGUUUAGGGAAUAAAAGAAAAAAAGUCCGUGUUCA
Messenger RNA from Cavia porcellus (domestic guinea pig), 2366 nucleotides. RefSeq names its product melanocortin 2 receptor accessory protein (gene Mrap). Gene Ontology annotation, biological process: regulation of adenylate cyclase-activating G protein-coupled receptor signaling pathway; protein localization to plasma membrane. The transcript is spliced from 3 exons. Gene Ontology annotation, molecular function: type 1 melanocortin receptor binding; signaling receptor regulator activity; type 3 melanocortin receptor binding. Lineage: Eukaryota; Metazoa; Chordata; Mammalia; Rodentia; Caviidae. Gene Ontology annotation, cellular component: plasma membrane; endoplasmic reticulum. The coding region runs from base 395 to 1114 and encodes 239 amino acids. The record is from RefSeq and is a predicted model, not a curated record.